Seminavis robusta is the source of this 810-nucleotide messenger RNA. Lineage: Eukaryota; Bacillariophyta; Bacillariophyceae; Naviculales; Naviculaceae. The record is from the annotation of a GenBank genome assembly.
AUGAAGGCUUAUUAUCAUCGUCACAAACUGCUGCUUGGGGUAACGCUAUCCUGCGUCUUCCUUCCACGAAGCGUUUCCGCGUUUUCCCCGGCACACCUCUACUCUGUAAAGAAUUCUCUAUCACAGUCACCACGACAAGUACCGAAAACCUGCUUAUGGGAAGUGUGCAACAAUGAUCACGGCGAAGCCAACGGUGCUGCUAAUGGCGACGAUAGCAGUGAGAAACGAAUGGGUGAUCCUCUCCGAGACGCCACGGGGAUCCGUCCUUCCUUGCAUCCCACAACCAUUAAUGCUCUGGCACGCGCCUUGAAAAUCAAAGCUACCCAUGUCAGUGGGGACAAGAGUUUGACCGUCGACGAAGAAAACGGAAUAUCACCGUUGGAUGUGGCCAUUCGGGCGGGUCAAAUUGCCACGGAUGCCAUUGACCAACGACAAUCCUCCAGCAAUCAAGACGGCAUGACCCUGACGCCCGACGAAACCCAAACCAUUGCCGGUCGUGUCGUGGGAGUCGUCAUGCGCUUGGAGGAAUUGGAGACGAUGCUGAACGAAAAAGUACACGCCACCAGUUGGAUUGCCAAGUUUGGGGAUUGGGAUAGUUUUGGAGUCUUGCCCGAUGAGAGUGACGAUGAUGAAGUGAGACAACGCAUCCAAAUGGAUCCCCUCUUUACCAUGACACGAGCCGAAUGUUUACUGGGACUCUUUUUGAAGAAUAUCGAAAUACCACAAUUGACCAAGGCAGGACAGUCGGUACCGGAUCAAGGACAAGUGGAUUUUUUAGAUGAGGAUCGAAAAGAAGUCCUAGCGCUGUAA